UCGUAGCUGAAUUAGCUCCCCAUACGGACGGAGAAGAAAUGGAAAUAGUUCGACAAGACAGGGCAAGAACAAAUCAUCACAAUGAUGCCGUUUCUACUCUGCCUCUUUAUCGCUCUGCCCCUUCACUUGAAGUCAGACUCGAAGAUUUCGAGCUCUUCGCUAUGGAUCGCCUCCGAGUUCUUAAAGGAAUCUCUGAUGGGCUUUCCCGAGGAAAGAAGCCUGAAGAAAUGGAAAAAUUGGUAAAGGAUUUGUGGAAAGCUAAUAUGGGGCAUCAAGAUGCAACUGAAGUUGUCAACAAGGAUAUAAUAUCCCAUUUUGUCCUGCGUCUUGUUUAUUGUCGAACGGAGGACUUGAGAAAAUGGUUUCUUUCGAUGGAGACUGCUUUAUUUCGCCAUCGUUUUGGGCGUGAACGCUCUGAUGCUCAGAGGGCAUUGAUGGCAGAGUUUGAUCUUCCAUGCAAACCUGUUAGCAGUGCAGAGUUUGAGAAUCUAAAGGAAAAAUUGAGCCAGGUUGCACGGUCAAUUAUUGGUCAACAGACACCCACUGCUGAUUCUAUAUACUACAAGGUACCUUUUGAAGAAGUUCCAGAACUUGUAGCUGGUCGUAGAGUAUUUAUCCAUAAAGGGUAUGCUUAUGUUGCUAUGAAUCAGGUGGUUUCACUUGUGGUUACACAAUUUCGCAGUAAUCUAUCGAAGGCACUCAUUUUAACAAACAGAAAGUGGACAUCUACAAUCAGAGAACAAGAAAAAGAUCGGUUGACUCCUAUCGUGGAAGCCCUGUGCACAAGCUAUUUGGGUCCUGACUAUUCUCGGCCCAAAGAAUUUGGUGAAAUUUCAAUUAAUGAUUUAGAUCAAUUAGCUGAGAGUUCAUUUCCUCUAUGCAUGCGCCACCUAUUUGUCAAGCUGAGAGAAGAUCAUCAUUUAAAGCAUGGAGGGAGAAUGCAAUUAGGUCUCUUUCUUAAGGGUGUUGGGUUGAAGCUGGAAGAUGCCUUAGCAUUCUGGAAAGCUGAGUUUUCCCAAAAGGUUGGUGCAGAGAGGUUUGAUAAAGAAUAUGCAUACAGCAUACGGCAUAAUUAUGGAAGAGAAGGGAAGAGAACGGAUUAUACUCCUUAUUCUUGUCAAAAAAUCAUUUCAUCAACUCCUGGUGUGGGAGAUCAUCACGGCUGCCCCUAUCGUCAUUUCAGUGAGGAAAACUUGCGGGCUGCAAUCGGUAGAAUGGGAGUAGGUAGUUGUGCAAUUGAAGAUGUAAUGGAUAAAGUGCGAAAUAGGCAUUAUCAGUUGGCAUGUACCUUAACAUUUGAAGCUGUUCAUGGCUCAUCAUGUGAUGCUGGCAUCAAUCAUCCAAACCAAUACUUCAAUGACAGCCAGAAGAUUUUGCAAGCUAAGAACAAUGCUGGGGCAUAAAGAGACGGAAUUUCCGGUGUCCAUAUGAAUAUUACUAAUGCAGUGGACCAUAUGAGGUGGGAGACUUGGGAGUGUGCAAUCAUUCGUAUUCACAUGCUCUUCACUUAAGUAUGGUGUUUACAAUUGAUUUUUUAUGAAUAUUAUUUAAUUUAUUCUAGCAUGUUGAUCUUUUUAUAGUGAUGAAACAUCAAAUUGGUUCUACCCA
Messenger RNA from Pistacia vera, 1608 nucleotides. Its product is annotated as probable DNA primase large subunit. Lineage: Eukaryota; Viridiplantae; Streptophyta; Magnoliopsida; Sapindales; Anacardiaceae. Gene Ontology annotation, cellular component: alpha DNA polymerase:primase complex. The transcript has 20 exons. The coding region runs from base 39 to 1403 and encodes 454 amino acids. The record is from RefSeq and is a predicted model, not a curated record. Gene Ontology annotation, biological process: DNA replication, synthesis of primer.